AUGAACAAACGGCAGCAAAACUACUUCGCUUACGUGUCCAUCAGUGAGAUGACACACGACUGGAUUAAUGCCGGCCAUUAUCUGGAUGUGCCCUACCAUUCACUGUUAGAGAGGCUCUUCAAUGAACAGCUAUUGGACAACACAGUAGUGGUAUUCUUCUCAGACCACGGCUUCCGUUACGGACAGUUACGGCGGACACACCUAUUGGACAACACAGUAGUGGUAUUCUUCUCAGACCACGGCUUCCGUUACGGACAGUUACGGCGGACACACGUCGGAGAACUCGAGAAUCGGUUGCCCUUUAUGUUCAUACAUAUGCCGCAGACUCUGGUCGACCGGCACUCUCACGAUUGGGUGCCGACACUGGCCACCAAUCAGCACCGGCUCACCACACCUUAUGACAUACACGCCACUCUCACUCAUCUAGUUAAUGGUAAACCGGACCCACAACUACCCCACGGUCUCUCUCUAUUCACACCUAUAAGCGAGAACCGAGAGUGCAGUGCAGCCGCUAUACCGGACAUGUUUUGCUCGUGUUUCGCUGAUAAUGUGGUCACAGAUUACCGUCCCUUUUACAUGUCGGGCAUAAUCGGGCAAAUUGUGAAUAAAAUUAACUCAUUGACCGGUAGUGUGCGUGAAAUGUGCGCCAAAUACGAGUAUGAGUCCAUCGCUCGGGUAUAUCAACGCGAAAACCCCCGUAAGGACAGUGAGUACUCAUUGGGAAACACAACCUAUCAUAUCGUACAGAUGUUUAUGAAUCCCGGGAAAGCAUUGUUUGAGACUGUAAUCAAGGGAGUGAACGGCACGGCAGCCAAUAUGACAAUAGUGGGCGAGAUUUCACGCAUUAACCGAUACGGCAAUCAAUCGCAUUGCAUCAACGAUAAGAUACUUAAAAAUUAUUGCUUUUCUAAUUGUCGAGAACCGUGUGUUCAUCGGGACUACGGCUACGGGUCUACAGUUUGUGUGUGUAAUGAACAACAUUGCGACGAUUUAGAGCCGAUCGAGAAGACAGCCGCCGGAGUGGUCACUGUUUACGAGACCAGUAAAAGUGGUCAUCGGUUCGACAAAACGGUACUCAAUGUCGGUUCAAACCGGGGCCGCAAAGCAACCAAAUCGCAGACAAUAACAAUAGAUCGCAGCAAAGGUCUGUAUCAGCGGAUAGUGGGCUUCGGCGGUGCGUUCACCGACUCGGCCGGACUCAACAUCAAGAGUUUGCCGGAAACGCUGCAAAACCGGAUAAUUGACGAUUAUUUUGCCGAAACUGGUGUUGAGUACACUUUGGGACGGAUACCGAUCGGCGGAUCAGACUUUUCCACCCGUGCCUACAGUUAUGACGACAACUCUACCGAUGAUUUCCAAUUCAAACGCUGGGCCCUCGCAGACGAAGACUUCAAGUAUAAGAUCCCAUUGCUUAAGAAAGCUCAAGAAGUGAGCAAACAUGGUCUAAAAUACAUGGCCAGCCCGUGGUCACCGCCCGCGUGGAUGAAGACUAACCACAAACUAAACAAUGGAGGCUUUCUGGUGGGCGAACCGGGAGGCAAAUACUAUAAGGCAUACGCGCAAUACCUUAUUAAGUUUCUGGAUGCAUACAAAGCUAAUGGCGUGUCUCUAUGGGGUCUAACCAUUGAUAACGAGCCCAUCUCCGGCUUUAUGCCCACCUAUGCGUGGAAUAGUCUGGGGUUUACACCGGAAACGCAGCGCGAUUUCCUUAAGCUAGAUCUGGGGCCCGCACUCCUGGCGGCCGAUUAUGGACCCAACACUACGCGAGUGAUGAUAUGCGACGAUCAGCGGGCGUUCAUCGACUCGUGGGCUAACACUAUAUACGCCGAUCGGGAGGCGUCCAAAUACGUGGCCGGACUCGCCUUUCACUGGUAUACCAACACUGAGGCAAACAUUGACAAAUUGGACAUAGCUCACUUGGCUGACCCUGAUAAAUUUCUUAUCAACACCGAGGCCUGCGAGGAGUGGAAAGAUCAGUCAAAACACGUACAACUGGGCAAUUGGGCCACAUUUGAGAGAUACGCCAACGAUAUCAUUAUAGAUUUAAACCACUGGACAUCGGGUUGGGUGGAUUGGAAUUUGGCACUCGAUGAAACAGGUGGCCCCAAUUGGGCCAAAAACAUGGUCGACGCGCCGGUUAUAGUGAACGCCACGGCUCGGGAGUACUAUAAACAGCCCAUAUUUUACGCGAUGGGUCAUUUUAGUAAAUUCCUGCCGCCCGGUGCCCAACGUGUGUAUCAAAGCACUGAUAAGUCGGUGGUUGGCCUCCAGACGACCACUUUUAUCCGCCCCGACGGCGGAACUGCAGUACUGGCCCUCAAUAUGGGUGACGAACCCAUAGAUAUCACUAUCAAUGAUAAUGGAUUGAAGCGAAAUGUGUCCCAUAUAUUGGCCGCCCGUUCAAUGCAAACAUAUCUCUAUUAUUGA
Messenger RNA from Medioppia subpectinata, 2427 nucleotides. The record is from the annotation of a GenBank genome assembly. Lineage: Eukaryota; Metazoa; Arthropoda; Arachnida; Sarcoptiformes; Oppiidae.